AUGGCCUAUCCUCUGCAAGCAGAUUCAGCAAACAACACCCCCACAACACCCCCCCCCUCCCCCGGGAAGCCCCUCGGAAAGAACUGGGUUACAGGGUUUAUUAAGCGUCAUGAAAGCAUUAAAAGUCGAUUUGCACGCAAGUACAACUACCAGCGCGCUCUCCGCGAGGAUCCUAAGGCCAUGACGAAGUUGUUUGACAGCCUAAAAGCUCUGCGAAAGAAUAACGCUAUCCAGCUUCAAGAUAUCUACAACUUCGAUGAAACUGACUUCGCUAUGGGCCUAAUUGCGACUACACGGGUUGUCACAAGGGCUGAGAUGCUUGGUAAACCCCAUCUUAUUCAACCAGGCCAGCGAGAAUGGGUUACUGCUAUUGAAUGCGUUGGUUCAACUGGAUUUGUUGUUCUGCCUUGUAUUAUUUUCAAGGGCUGCCGUCUUUAUCACCGCAAUGACUUGGUGAGAGCGCGCCCCCAUUCUCCCAAUUCCCAUCACUUGGUCCAAUCUACCCCCGUCUUGAGCUCAAAUCCACGUCUGAUCUGA
Molecule: messenger RNA, 537 nt
Organism: Aspergillus calidoustus
Lineage: Eukaryota; Fungi; Ascomycota; Eurotiomycetes; Eurotiales; Aspergillaceae
Source: the annotation of a GenBank genome assembly